Molecule: messenger RNA, 2465 nt
Organism: Bolinopsis microptera
Lineage: Eukaryota; Metazoa; Ctenophora; Tentaculata; Lobata; Bolinopsidae
Product: heat shock protein HSP 90-alpha-like
Exons: 11
Coding region: 159-2291 (710 amino acids)
Biological process (GO): protein stabilization; cellular response to heat; protein folding
Cellular component (GO): perinuclear region of cytoplasm; cytosol; plasma membrane
Molecular function (GO): ATP binding; ATP-dependent protein folding chaperone; ATP hydrolysis activity
Source: RefSeq, a predicted model, not a curated record
ACUGGAUAAAGAGCAAAUUUCUAGAAUAUUCGGUAUACGUCACGGCUUGGACAGCCAAUCAGCAUCGAAAACAGCGCUCUAUCAACGAAACGCGGCAACGUGCUCCUCAGUUUUUAGGUAAUCGUUUAGCUUUGCUGUAUUGAUACACAUUUUCUGUUAUGGCUACUGGCACUGCCCCCGAGCAUGCUGAGACCUUCGCCUUCCAGGCUGAAAUUGCUCAGUUGAUGAGCUUGAUCAUCAACACAUUCUACUCCAACAAAGAAAUCUUCGUCAGAGAGUUGAUCUCCAACUCUUCCGAUGCGUUGGACAAGGUCAGAUACCAGUCCCUUACAGACCCCAGUGUCCUCGAGGCAGAGAAAGAUCUUGAAAUCAGGAUCGUCCCCAACAAAGAUGAGGGAACCCUGACUAUCUUCGAUACUGGUGUUGGCAUGACCAAAGCAGAUCUCAUCAACAAUCUUGGUACAAUCGCAAAAUCUGGCACUAAGUCCUUCAUGGAGGCUCUGACUGCCGGAGCGGACAUAAGCAUGAUCGGACAGUUCGGUGUGGGUUUCUACUCUGCCUACCUGGUAGCUGACAGAGUUGAGGUCCACUCUAAGAAUAACGAUGACGAACAGUACAUCUGGAUCUCUAGUGCUGGAGGCUCUUUCACCAUCCACCAGGAUGAGGAUGCUGAGGAAGUACCCCGAGGAACUAAGAUCAUCCUCUACCUCAGAGAGGACAUGACUGAAUAUCUCGAGGAGAAGAAACUUAAGGACAUCAUCAAGAAGCACUCUCAGUUCAUUGGGUACCCCAUUAAACUGCAGGUGGAGAAGGAGAGAGAGACAGAGGUUAGCGAUGAUGAAGCUGAGCCUGAGGAGAAGGAGGAAGAGGAUGAGGAUACUCCCAAGAUCGAGGAUUUGGAUGAGGAAAAAGAGAAGGAGAAGGAGAAGCCCAAGAAGAAGAUCAAGGAGAAGUACAACGAGUUGGAAGAGCUCAACAAGACCAAGCCUAUCUGGACCAGAAACCCUGAUGAUAUUACUGAGGAAGAGUACGGUUCAUUCUACAAAUCUCUCACUAACGACUGGGAGAACCAUCUCGCUGUAAAACAUUUCUCCGUUGAGGGACAGUUGGAGUUCAGAGCUCUAAUCUUCGCUCCUAAACGUGCCCCAUUCGAUAUGUUCGAGAACAGGAAAAUGAAGAACAACAUCAAAUUGUACGUCCGUCGAGUUUUUAUCAUGGAGAACUGCGAGGAGCUCAUGCCUGAGUACCUGAACUUCAUCAAGGGAGUUGUAGACUCAGAGGAUCUCCCUCUAAACAUCUCCAGAGAAAUGCUCCAGCAGAGCAAGAUCCUCAAGGUCAUCAGGAAGAACUUGGUUAAGAAAUGUCUUGAAUUACUCCAGGAAAUCUUCGAGGAUAAGGACAACUACAAGAAAUUCUACGAGCAGUUUGGUAAGAACCUGAAACUGGGUAUCCACGAGGAUUCCACCAACCGUAAGAAGAUCGCUGACAUGCUUCUUUACUACUCUUCCCACAGUGGAGAUGAGAUGACCGGCCUGAAGGAUUACGUCGGCCGAAUGAAGGAGAACCAGAAGGAUAUCUACUACAUCACCGGAGAAAACAAGGAGAUGGUAAAGAACUCUUCAUUCGUUGAGAGGGUCAAGAAACACGGCUAUGAGGUUCUGUACAUGACUGAGCCCAUUGAUGAAUACUGUGUCCAACAACUGAAGGAAUACGAUGGCAAGAACCUGGUUUCUGUAACUAAGGAAGGAGUUGAGCUGCCCGAAGAUGAUGAAGCCAAGAAGAAGUUCGAGGAAGACAAGGCCACCUACGAAAACUUGUGCAAGGUCAUGAAGGACAUCCUUGACGCCAAGGUUGAGAAAGUCUGUGUUUCCCAACGUCUCGUCACCUCUCCUUGCUGUAUCGUCACCUCUCAAUACGGCUGGACCGCCAACAUGGAGAGAAUCAUGAAGGCUCAGGCCCUCCGAGACAACUCUUCUCUUGGUUACAUGGCUGCCAAGAAACACUUGGAACUCAACCCUGACCACAGUAUCAUCAAGGAGCUGAAAAACAAGGCUGAUGCCAACAAGAACGACAAAUCCGUGAAGGAUCUGGUUAUGUUGCUUUUCGAAACUUCUCUCCUCGCUUCUGGAUUCAGUCUCGAAGAUCCAGCCACCCAUUCUUCAAGAAUUCACAGAAUGAUCGAGCUAGGUCUCGGAAUCGAAGACGACGGCACCGCCGAGGAAGUUAUCGAAGAUCUGCCACCUCUGGAAGGAGAUGACGCUGAGGCAUCUGCUAUGGAGGAGGUUGAUUAACUCUUCCUGAAGCAAUGAACUGCAGAAAGAUUCUUGACACCUUUUUUACGUCUCUUUCUAUUUCCAGAAAAUUUAUUUGUUUGUUUGAUGUUCUGCCGAUCGAAAUCAUAUGUUCGCUGCUAUUUGAUAUAGCGUUUAGCUAAAUAUGUUAUUUAUUUUAUUACCCCAUUUUUA